AUGCUCGAGGGUCGUAUCGUUACGGUCAAUUCCAAGUGUGGGUUCAUCAAGACGAGGUGCCGGUCAUCCGAAAAUGCCGGGCGAAAAGCAACGGGACAGGGAUCGAGUUGGCCCGUCUAUCGACUGGCUUCUUGUUCCGAGUCGCAUCACCCGUGCGAGAUUAGCGGAGGUUAUCACUAUCUAAGCCUGUCAUUAUCUUUGAUUUGUGCUAGAAUUGCCAUGGUCCACUUUCGAUUUCCUCGUGCGCACUCGGUUGCCUGUUGGCUUCUGGGGGCCGCUUGCUUGUUGGCAACAACGGAUGUAUCCGAUGCCGCCGUUUCGAUUACGGAGCACCGGCAUUUGCGAUCCCUGCAGGAAGGCACAUGCCCAAGGGAGACUCUGGUCCCCAGCGAUGAGGGCCAAGACUGCGACAUGGUUGAUUUGGUUUGUCCGCUCGAAACGGAGUGCCCCAUCUGGGACGGGACAGCGUGUGUGGAUACUGUGGUCGAAUCCGUCUGUGUUUGCGUCGACAACGUAUGGUCCUGUAACGUGCCAAACUGCGCUCCUUGCGACGGACAGCCUAGUGAAUGCCCCGAAGAAAACUUGCAACUUUCCGAUAUGUCCGGGCCUUGCGAUAUCACCGAUGAUAUUGUAUGUCCGUUCGAUGCGGGGCAAUGCGAUGUCUGGGACGGUCAAGCCUGCGUCCCCCAGGACAUAGUCACAGACUGCUUUUGUAGCGGUGGGAUGUGGACGUGCGCGCUUCCGAGUUGUGUUCCGUGCGAUCCUCCAACCGGGGCAACGGAUGUUAGCUGUCCGGAACCGGAACUCGGAGAAAACGAAGGAGAGUGUGCUGCCGAAGGACUGGUUUGUCCCCUGCUGGCUGGAGAGUGUGAUGCGUGGAACGGACAAGCCUGUGUGCCGGAGGAAGUUGUUACCAGCUGUUUCUGCAGUGCGGAACUCGAAUGGAUCUGUGCCGUGCCGAGAUGUCCCCCGUGUGGACCACCGAUCACGCCUACUACGGAAUGUCCGGGAAAGCCCUUGCAAGAAGCAGAUAUCUUAGGCGAAUGCGAUGUGCCCGAAGGCGUGUCCUGUCCUUUCAAUGCUGGUUCAUGCGAUGUGUGGGACGGUAAAGGCUGCAUUGCGGAAGACGUCAUUACGUCCUGUAGUUGUGAAGGAGGAGAAUGGAUCUGUGCCAUGCCUGGAUGCGCUCCCUGUGAACCUCCGAUCGACAGUGAUUCCUGCCCGGCAGAGCUUCUACAAGAAGCGGAUGUCAAUGGACCAUGUGAUGCCGAGGGGCUCGAUUGUCCCUUUAAUGCUGGUCAGUGUGAGGUAUGGAAUGGAGAAGCAUGCGAGAUGCAAGAUGUUACCACAAGCUGUUUCUGCGAAGAAAACGAGUGGAUCUGUGCCGUACCGGACUGCGUUCCUUGCGAGCCUCCAACGAAUGCUAAGCCAUGCCCAGCUGAGGGGCUCCCCUCCAGUGCAGUCAGUCAGCCUUGCAAGUCGGAAGGUUCCGAGUGCCCUCUGAAUGUCAACACAUGCGAUGUGUGGAAUGGUACCGCUUGUGUGCCACAGGAUACCGAAGCGAUGUGCGUGUGUGCGGAAUUGGCGUGGACAUGUGCGAUUCCCGAUUGUGUGCCUUGUGCUGCCGAGUCUCUUCCUGGACAAAGCGAUUUGGAACCAUCUGGGGAACCAAGUGUUAGUCCAACGGGAACUGUUUUUCCUGAUACGAUGCCACCAAGCAUCGUUGCCUCGGAUGUGGAUGGAGAGGUGCCCUCAAAUUCGCCAAACGGUGCUUUGGACAGCAGCCUUUCGCUGCUACCCACUGCGGUCGCAUCGACCCUUGAUCCAACAGCUGUUUCGGAGACGGGCAGCAACAUCGAAUCCUUUUCAUCGAGUUCCCGAAAAGCCUCUUAUGCAAAGCUCUUGGGUACGGCAGUCAUGGCAUUGGGCUGGUCGUUGGCUAUUUGCAGUUAGAGCAUUUCUUUCUACUGUCGAAUCCUUAAUUAACAUCCGCAUGAUUAGUAAAAACGUUAAGGCAACUUACAUGCUUUG
Molecule: messenger RNA, 2031 nt
Organism: Phaeodactylum tricornutum CCAP 1055/1
Lineage: Eukaryota; Bacillariophyta; Bacillariophyceae; Surirellales; Neidiaceae
Exons: 2
Coding region: 1-1953 (650 amino acids)
Source: RefSeq, a predicted model, not a curated record